This is a messenger RNA of Aspergillus glaucus CBS 516.65, 1389 nucleotides long. Its product is annotated as dolichyl-diphosphooligosaccharide-protein glycotransferase. Gene Ontology annotation, cellular component: oligosaccharyltransferase complex; endoplasmic reticulum membrane. The transcript has 4 exons. The record is from RefSeq and is a predicted model, not a curated record. Lineage: Eukaryota; Fungi; Ascomycota; Eurotiomycetes; Eurotiales; Aspergillaceae. Bases 1 to 1389 code for a protein of 462 amino acids.
AUGCGGUGGUGUCUUUCUUUUCUUCUGUUCUGCUUUUUGGCGGUUGUCCACGCCUUGAGUAGCUCGGGCAAUCGUUUAGUGGUGAUUCUCGAGGAAGCGGCUGAGAAGGAGCUCUAUUCCAGCUUCUGGAGCGACCUGCAAGCUCGCGGAUACACAAUCUCGUUCGAAUCGCCCAAGAACAGCAAAUUCUCUCUGUUCCAACAUGGCGAGAAGGCUUACGACCACCUACUUAUCCUCCCUCCCAAAUCGAAAGGCUUUGGACCUUCCUUGAGCGCCAAGAACAUCAUCGACUUCAUGAACAAAGACGGCAACGUCCUCCUCGCCCUCUCCGGCAAGACUACAACACCAAGCGCCAUCAGCUCGCUAUUGCUGGAAUUCGACCUCCACCUGUCUAACGACCGUUCGUCCAUCGUUCUCGACCACUUCAACUACGACACUGUCUCCGCAUCGGAAAAGCACGACGUCCUGCUUCUCCAAAGACCGGGCCAGUUGAGACCCGACACUAAGGCCUUCUUUGACGGCGAAGGCGUCCUAGCUCUCCCUAGGGCUAUCCCGCAGACUCUCGGAGACUCCAGCAACAUCGUCACUCCUAUCCUACGGGCUCCGGUUACCUCGUACAGCUACAACCCCAAGGAGGAAUCGUUCACUCCGGAAGAUGUCUCGGCAACUGGCUCUCAGCUGGCUCUUGUUUCGGCCAUGCAAGCCAGAAACUCAGCUCGCUUUGCUGUUCUGGGAUCUGUGGAAAGCUUGGAGGAUAAGUGGUUCUCGGCUAGUGUCAAGGCGCCUAAGGACAAGAAGGAAGCCAAGACGGCCAACCAGGAGUUUGCGAAGCAAUUGACAUCGUGGACCUUCAAGGAGACCGGUGUGCUGAAGGUUGGAAAGAUCGAGCACCACCUUGCUGAGGAAGGAGAGAUCACUUCCGAGCAGUUGAACCCCUCUCUCUACCGUAUCAAGAACGAGACUGUCUUUAGCAUCGAGGUCUCCGAGUACGUUAACGACAGAUACGUUCCCUUCGAGGUUCCCGGCGAGGAUGCUCUGCAGCUCGAAUUCACCAUGCUCUCGCCUUUCCACCGCCUCACUCUCCAACCGUCCCUCCGAACGGAAACCAGCACUGUGUACAGCACGCGCUUCACCAUUCCUGACCAGCAUGGAAUCUUCUCCUUCCGUGUCAACUACAAGCGUCCCUUCUUCACCAACAUCGAGGAGAAGCACGAAGUUACCGUCCGCCAUUACGCGCACGACGAGUACCCCCGCAGCUGGAGAAUUAGCGGCGGAUGGGUCUGGAUCGGAGGUCUCUGGUCUGUGAUUGGCGGAUUCCUUCUCUUUGUUGUUGUAUGGCUCUACUCUGAGCCAUCUCCUGCUGCGGCUAAGAACAAGAAGACGCAGUAA